AAGGAAGCGUCAUCCUUUCUGAUGUAGAGCGGCACGGCGGCCUCUCGUUGCUAGCUGCUCUACGUUUCCCCCUUCAUUCUUUUCCGCUCUUAUCCCGGGUUUUCAGCUUUUCAAGUCGCUUCAAUUCAACCAUGACACCGAAGGCGCCGCUUUUCGCCGCCUGCCUGCUCCUCGUUGCCGCUCUCGGCUCCGGGGUUUCAGCGGACGGUCUGGUGAACGAGGAGGUGAAGAGGACCGUGGACCUGAGCUCUCAUCUGGCUAAAAUCACCGCGGAGAUCGUCCUGUCCAACAAGGGACACUCUGGCGUCCAGAGCUUCGUGCUGGCCGUGGAGGAGGACCUGGUCCCGCACCUCGCUUACAUCGGAGCCUCGGUCAAGGGUGACGAUGAGGAGGAUGAUGGUAUGCUUGAACUCCAACAGACCAAAAUCAAAGGCCAAAGUGGGGACUUUUACAAAGUGCAGCUGUCCUCCACUCUGUCAGCUGGGGCUCAGCUGAAAGUGAAGGUGGAGAUGACGUUCAGCCACGUCCUGAAGCCCUUCCCCACACACAUCACCCAGGCCGAGCGGCAGCUGGUGGUGUUUCAGGGAAACCACUACCUGUACUCGCCGUACCCCACCCGCAGCCAGACCACACGCGUACGCCUGGCCUCCAAGACCGUGGAGACCUACACCAAGCUGGGCAACCCGUCCAAGUCCGACGAGGUCAUCGAGUAUGGACCGUUCCGUGACGUGGCUCCGUUCAGCGAGGAUACAAUGAAGAUCCAUUAUGAGAACAACGCGCCCUUCCUCACCAUCAGCAGCAUCACUCGCACCAUUGAGGUGUCACACUGGGGCAACAUCGCAGUGGAAGAGACCAUCGACCUCAGGCACACAGGAGCCGUCUUAAAGGGCCCGUUCUCCCGCUACGAUUACCAGCGUCAGUCGGACAGUGGCAUCUCAUCUGUCAAGUCCUUCAAGACUAUCCUCCCUGCCUCAGCCCAGGACGUCUACUACAGAGACGAGAUCGGGAACAUCUCCACCUCACACCUGCAGGUUCUCGACGACUCUGUGGAGGUGGAGGUCAGGCCUCGCUUUCCCCUGUUUGGAGGCUGGAAGACUCACUACAUCAUCGGCUACAAUCUGCCCAGCUACGAGUACCUCUACACCCUGGGUGACCAGUACGCACUGAAGAUGAGACUCAUUGACCACGUGUACGACGACCAGGUCAUUGACGCCAUGACUGUGAAAAUCAUCCUGCCAGAAGGAGCCAGAAACAUCCACAUGGAGACGCCGUACGAAAUCGACCGUUUGCCAAACCAGCUGCACUACACGUACCUGGACACCUUUGGCCGCCCGGUGCUGGUCGCCACCAAGGACAACCUGGUGGAGCAGCAUAUUCAGGAUGUUGUGGUCCAUUAUAACUUUAAUAAGAUCCUGAUGCUGCAGGAGCCUCUGUUGGUUGUCGGCGCCUUUUACAUUCUCUUCUUCACCGUCAUCAUCUACGUUCGCCUGGACUUUGCCAUAACGAAGGACCCCGCUGCUGAGGUACGCAUGAAGGUGGCCUCCAUCACGGAGCAGGUCCUGACUCUGGUCAACAAGCGUCUGGGUCUGUACCGACACAUGGACGAGGUGGUGAACCGCUACAAGCAGUCCCGCGACACCGGGGCGCUCAACAGUGGCCGGAAGACGCUGGAGGCCGACCACCGCGCUCUGACCAAUGAGAUCAGCUCGCUGCAGGCCCGCCUCAAAGCCGAGGGCUCUGACUUGGCUGAUAAGGUCGGCGAGGUACAGAAGCUGGACGGCCAGUUGAAGGAGCUGGUGUGCCGCUCCUGCCAGGAGGCGGAGCGACUGGUGGCCGGGAAGGUCAAGAAGGAAGCGUACAUCGAGAGCGAGAAGACUCUGACCGGCAAACGACAGGAUCUCGUGAGCCGCAUCGACAGUCUGCUGGACGCCCUGUGAAAUAUUCCACACACACACACACACACACACACAUAUAUGCGUGCUACACCAUACAUUCGACUGUGAGUAUGUAUCAGAAUUACAAUUAAAGCUUCUUUUUUUUUUCUUUUUCUUUUUUUACCACCAUUGAACCCAGACAUGGACAGUUUUCAACCUCGUCUUCAGGCAGUGACGCGUUUAUCCAAACACUGUUCUGA
Molecule: messenger RNA, 2134 nt
Organism: Solea solea (common sole)
Lineage: Eukaryota; Metazoa; Chordata; Actinopteri; Pleuronectiformes; Soleidae
Gene: rpn1
Product: ribophorin I
Exons: 10
Coding region: 132-1937 (601 amino acids)
Cellular component (GO): oligosaccharyltransferase complex; membrane
Source: RefSeq, a predicted model, not a curated record